UUUAGUCCAACAGACAGUGUUCAAGACAACAGUGCCAUCCUGAGGGAAGACAGGAGUUUCACUGAUACCAUUGCAGAGCACCAGUCAGGUGACUUACAGAAGGCUGACAGCACUGCCACAGCUGGGGAAGAAAAUCCAGAGGAUGAACUAAAACAGCAGCAGCAACAGCUGCUGCAGCAGCAGCCGCCAAGCAAGGAGGCUGGCACUAGCAGCGGUGGUGACCAUGGCAGUGAUAGUGGGGCUAGCGGGGGCCAGGUGAUAUUCAGCGAAGACUUGCCGGAGGGUCUAGAGUCUUACGUCACCCUAACAGGCACCAUCAAACGUGGAAAGAAGAAAGGGCACAGCAUCGAUGUCAAGGUGAACCUAUCCCGUGAAGAACUUGAUGACCUUGAAGCUUCCAUUACACAGACACUUGGACCAGACAAGCCCAAGCCAAGGUGCUCCCUUCGCUAUGGACCUCACAUCACCAUCCUCUCUUUUAUAUGCUUCCCAUUUGUCUUCCUGGUGUCCUCAGGGUAUUCAUUUUACCUUGGGACAAUAACUUGGUACAGCAUGCUAACACGAGCCACAGAAGCGCGCUGCCUCCCCAAAGUAUCACUGCCGCCAUUGCUCAUCCUUACCUACCCAUUUCUUAUAAUCAUCUUCACCUUUGGACUCGGGAUUUAUGGAGCACUGGCCCAGAUAUCUUUGUCUUAUGAUUCCUGGUGGUCCGAGAUCACUGAUCCAGAGAAAGGUUUCUAUGGGUGGCUGUGCUCUCUUCUACAUGUAGAAGAAUGUGCCCCAUAUGAAACUGUAGUCCUCAUGACAGAACCACUUAAUGCCAAGGUACAGGACUGUACAGUGUAAGACAUGGCCAUCACACACACACUCAACAUGAGGACUUCAUUAGCAAGUAGUGAGAACUGGAAGUUUAGUAAGUAACCAAUGUUUGCAGGCAUCUUAAAAAGUGUUCUCUUUCGUGUUUUCAAUAUAAGAAUGUUAAAUUCUACAUGUGUGUGUGUGUGUGUGUGCGUGUGCAUGUGUGUGUGUGUGUGUGUGUGUGUGUGUGUGUGUGUGUAAUGCUGACUUGCCUGAUGGGUGAGCCUCCCAUAACCCACUUAGCCAGGGGGGUACCUCUUUGGCUGACUGGUAAAGGAGUGGCUCUCCCGUUACGCUGGUCAGGGGUUCGAUCCCCGGCGCCACCAAACCUUUCCUUGUCUGGAUUAAUUUCUCGUGUGUUUCGUUACACGCAGUGGCCGUGUGGGAGUGUAGUAAAGAGAAGAAUUCUGGCAUUUCAUGUGUGUGUGUGUGUUGUGUGUGUGUGUGUGUGUGUGUGUGUGUCUAUGUAUGUUUACCUAGUUGUAUUACCGAAUUGUGAUUUAUGAGAAACAAAAUACACUCGUGGGAUCUUGUCUCCAAAUCUUAGCUUGAUAUUCAUGAACAGU
Eriocheir sinensis (Chinese mitten crab) is the source of this 1424-nucleotide messenger RNA. RefSeq names its product transmembrane protein 169-like. The transcript has 6 exons. The annotation marks the transcript as partial. NCBI's taxonomy places the organism in Eukaryota, Metazoa, Arthropoda, Malacostraca, Decapoda, Varunidae. The record is from RefSeq and is a predicted model, not a curated record.